Molecule: messenger RNA, 306 nt
Organism: Triticum turgidum subsp. durum (durum wheat)
Lineage: Eukaryota; Viridiplantae; Streptophyta; Magnoliopsida; Poales; Poaceae
Source: the annotation of a GenBank genome assembly
AUGGAUGGGAACACAAGAGGAGGAGGCGGACAUUCUGAAGCAUUAAAGAACUACAAUCUGGGCAGAACAUUAGGUAUUGGCUCAUUUGGAAAACUGAAGCUUGCAGAGCAUAAGCAUAAGCUUACAGGACACAAAGUUGCUAUAAAGAUCCUGAACCGCCGCCAAAUGGGAAUUAUGGAAAUGGAAGAGAAAGCAAAUAGAGAAAUCAAGAAAUUGAGGUUGUUCAUUGACUUAAUUCACCCUCAUAUCAUCCGGGUUUAUGAGGUCACUGGCACACCUAAGGAUAUAUUUGUUGUCAUGGAAUAA